CAUCAAGGUGUGUUGUCCUCGAGAUGGUUAAACAAAAAAAGGCCGUGACAAGUAAAGGGGACGAUAGUAAGAAAGGAAUUAAAGAUGAUGCUGAACAAAAAGUGUUGGAUUAUCUAAGAAAACAGAAUCGACCUUACAGUGUCACCGAUAUUUCGAAUAAUCUUCACAAUGCCAUCACGAAGGCAGCCAUCCAGAAAGCUUUAACAAAUCUCGUGGAUAAGGAAGAGGUCGGUUGUAAAACUUAUGGGAAGCAAUCGGUUUACGUGGUAAAACAGGUGAGAAUCACCAAUUCUCAACUGAAUGAGAUGGACGUGAAGAUCGAAGAACUUAAGAAAGAGGUUAAUGAUUACAAGGAUCGAAAUAAGCAAUUACAAUCAG
Molecule: messenger RNA, 378 nt
Organism: Acaulospora morrowiae
Lineage: Eukaryota; Fungi; Glomeromycota; Glomeromycetes; Diversisporales; Acaulosporaceae
Source: the annotation of a GenBank genome assembly